Messenger RNA from Sphaeroforma arctica JP610, 240 nucleotides. RefSeq lists its product as hypothetical. Lineage: Eukaryota; Ichthyosporea; Ichthyophonida. The record is from RefSeq and is a predicted model, not a curated record. The transcript has 2 exons. The annotation marks the transcript as partial.
CAAUACAGCGACACAGACACGUUCAUUAGACCGGAGUGGUUGAGCUUGCUAACCGAUGAAUUUGGGCUGAGAUACGGCGUGGGCCGGCUGUACCGGGUGCUGACUGACUUGCGCAUCACUGUGGACAACUACCACCAGGAACUGACAGAUGUCAAUAUGAUCCACCAACGGCUGCAGGACGUCCAUGAGCUGGAUCGAGGCAUGUACAGAUCUUGUAAACCUCCCAUCGGCAUGUGUAGG